Helianthus annuus (common sunflower) is the source of this 911-nucleotide messenger RNA. RefSeq names its product 40S ribosomal protein S7. Gene Ontology annotation, cellular component: ribosome; small-subunit processome; 90S preribosome. Gene Ontology annotation, biological process: ribosomal small subunit biogenesis; rRNA processing; translation. Gene Ontology annotation, molecular function: structural constituent of ribosome. The transcript has 6 exons. The record is from RefSeq and is a predicted model, not a curated record. Lineage: Eukaryota; Viridiplantae; Streptophyta; Magnoliopsida; Asterales; Asteraceae. The coding region runs from base 143 to 718 and encodes 191 amino acids.
CUCACUUGAAAGCCCAAGCCCAAAUUACAGUCAAUGAAGUAACAAUAUAAUAGGAGUUAGGGUUUUCUCAUACUUUCUCUCAGCCGAUCCCUAGCAUCAUCCACAGCUGCCGGAUUCUUCCAUUCUAGUUUGAUAUUGCAAGAUGUAUACCUCAAGGAAGAAGAUCCAUAAGGACAAGGAUGUUGAGCCUACUGAAUUUGAGGACUCUGUUGCUCAGGCAUUGUUUGACUUGGAGAAUGCAAACCAGGACCUUAAGAGUGACUUGAAGGAUCUUUACAUUAACAGCGCUACCCAAAUUGAUGUCUCUGGAAACCGGAAGGCGGUGGUGAUUCAUGUUCCUUACAGACUAAGGAAAGCUUUCCGCAAGAUUCAUCUCAAGCUCGUUAGAGAGCUUGAGAAGAAGUUCAGCGGCAAGGAUGUGGUUUUGAUCGCAACUAGAAGAAUGCUGCCGCCUCCUAAGAAAGGUUCAGCAGUUCAGAGGCCUCGCAACCGUACCUUGACAGCUGUGCAUGACGCCAUGCUAGAGGAUAUCGUUUACCCUGCUGAGAUUGUUGGAAAACGUGUCCGAUACAGAGUUGACGGAUCCAAAGUCAUCAAGAUUUUCUUGGACCCUAAGGCAAGAAACGACACCGAGUACAAACUGGAGACUUUUGGAGGGGUUUACAAGAAGCUUUGUGGGAAAGAUGUCGUGUUCGAGUAUCCUAUCACAGAGCCUUGAAUGAUCUCUGGUGAGGAAGUUGUUAUUUAAUUGUUUCAAAUUUUGUUUGUGAUUUGAAAUGCUGCAACUUUAUGGUGCAUUUUAAUAUUUGACUUCAAGAUAUUCAGAUCAUGCUCAGUUUUUUGGUAAUAUUUGGUUGUAGAACUUGAAUCUUACUUGGAGAUGAACUUUUCUUGCUGUUUGUUUUUCUUAA